Messenger RNA from Paraphaeosphaeria sporulosa, 502 nucleotides. RefSeq lists its product as uncharacterized. The coding region runs from base 102 to 416 and encodes 104 amino acids. Lineage: Eukaryota; Fungi; Ascomycota; Dothideomycetes; Pleosporales; Didymosphaeriaceae. The transcript has a single exon. The record is from RefSeq and is a predicted model, not a curated record.
UGCCAGCACAUCGCGUACCCAGGGACCUUCCUUAUUGACAGGAGGCACUCUAGCAGACACGGCCUCGACCUCAAGCCUCGCUUCAGACAUUGCGGGUAGAGAUGCGGUUCGUACGAAGUAGCGUCAGCGUGUUGGCAUUGCCUGCAACCACUUUCGGACGCGCAGGUCAUGACUCGCGAAUCACAGCGCGUGCUGAGACACCGCUUGACUGCGCGCUUCCCACGAUGUCGUGCAGCACGUGCAUGCUAGCUCGCGAGUGCACACCUCGCUUUGCCCAAUUGCCUGCACGGGAAUACAGGCGAUGGUGCACCCGCGCAUGGAAUGUCACUAUCGCGGCUGUGCCGAUAGCUACAUCCUCAGUGGCAGUGGGGUGCAACCACGACAUCAAAAGCUUAGCUUGCAGGCGUCCCACGUGAUGCACUCGUGCACAAUCCUCGAGUGCUCCAUCCGGCCGUCCAAGAAGACCUUCAAUGGCCAACAUAGUACAAAAUCAAAACUCUAU